UCUCAUUCUGGCUGGAGGCUUCUGAGGGAGACCCCACAUGAACAGGCUUACUGGACGACGAGGUGCUGUAUCUAAGCAGCUCCGCUGACAACCUGACAGCUCUCACGGUUUCUGGAUUAGUGAUUACGUCCAUCAACUCUCAAGAUAAGACAAUCUCCGUAGGAAAAAACCUACGGUAAUUACUUUUAAAAGACAAAACAGGAAUUCCCGGACAAAUGUCACAGGUUGAGCAAGAGAUCUCACUGGUACAGAGGAAGAUGUCCGACCUCGAGUCCGUGCUCCAGCAGAAGGACAUAGAGCUAAAGGCAUCGGAGACUCAGAGGACAAUCCUGGAGCAGAACCUGGCAACGUACAUCACAGAAUGCAGUAGUCUGAAGCGCAGUUUGGAACAAGCACGCAUGGAGGUGUCACAGGAGGAUGACAAAGCGCUGACGCUUCUCCACGACAUCCGGGAGCAAAGCAACAAGCUUCAAGAGAUCAAAGAACAGGAAUUUCAUGCCCAGCUUGAGGAAAUGCGAGUUUCCAUUAGACAGCUGGAAGAAGAUCUGUCCGCUGCCCGUCGCCGUAGCGACCUGUAUGAGGCAGAGCUAAAAGAGUCUCGACAGGCCAAUGACGACCUGAAGAGGAAGGCAGGGGAAUACCAGCACAGGAUUCACAAGGCCAAAGAGCAAGGCAAAGCAGAGGUAGAUGAGAUGAGCACCAAAUUGGAGAAGGCCAUUGCUGAGCAGCAGAUGAAGAUACAGGACCUACAGGAGAAGCUUGGCAAGGCAAUACGGGUCGGUGCUGAGUCCACAGACCAACUUCAGGGUAUGAAAGUGACCAAAGAGCGGUUAGAGCGGGAUAUGGAGAGGCUACAGAAUAAGGAAGACUCCAAUGACAGCCUGCGCAGACGCCUCCGUGAAACUGAGGAUGGAAGGAAGACCCUUGAGAACCAGGUGAAAAGGCUGGAGAUCGUUGAGCGUCGGGAGGCUAAACUGAAGGAUGAGCUCCAGAGCAAGGCCCAGCAGAUCCAGCAGAUGGCAGAUAAGAUUCUGGAACUGGAGGAGAAGAUGCGAGAGACCCAAGCCACCGCCCAGCGGCUGGAGACUAUCCUGAAACAGAAGGAAAAGCUCUAUGAGGAUAAGAUAAAGGUGCUGGAGGCUCAGAUGAAGGCGGACAUGGCAGAUAAGGAGAUGCUGGAGUCCAGUCAGAGCAAAUAUGAGGAGGAGGUGCGGGAGAAGUGCAGCAUCAUCAGUGAACAGAAGGCGACCAUAAAUGCAAUGGACUCAAAGAUGAACAGCCUGGAGCAGAGGAUUGUUGAGCUAUCGGAGGCCAACAAAGUGGCGGCCAACAGCAGCAUCUACACCCAGAAAAACAUGAAAGCCCAGGAGGAGAUGAUCUCGGAGCUUCGGCAGCAGAAGUUCUACCUGGAGUCUCAGGCCGGGAAGUUGGAGGCCCAGAAUGCCAAGCUGGAGGAGCAUCUGGAGAAAAUGAGUCAGCAAGAGCAGAGCAACAAGAGCCGCGUGUUAGAGCUGGAAACUCGGCUCAGAGAGAUCGGACUGGAGAACGAAGAGCAAAAGCUGGAGAUAAAGCGUCAGGUGACAGACUUGACCCUGUCUCUGCAAGACCGCGAAUCUCAGAUUAGCAACCUGCAGGCAGCCCGUCAUGCUCUGGAAAACCAGCUCCAGCAGGCCAAGACGGAACUGGAGGACACCACGGCAGAAGCAGAGGAGGAGAUCACCGUUCUCAGAGCACACAGAGAUGAGAUACAGCGCAAGUACGAUGCCUUGAGAGACAGCUGUGCAGUGAUUACAGAUCUGGAAGAGCAGCUGACUACGCUGACUCAGGAGAACGCUGAGCUGAACCGCCAGAACUUCUACCUGUCCAAGCAGCUGGAUGAGGCCUCCGAUGAGAGGGAGGAUCGGUUGCAGCUCAGCCAGGACGUGGACAGGCUGCGCCGGGAGGUGGCUGACCGGGAAAUGCACCUCAACAACCAGAAACAGAACCUGGAGACACUGAAGACCACAUGCACUAUGCUGGAGGAACAGGUCCUGGAGCUGGAGACCAUGAACGAUGAGCUGCUGGAGAAGGAGAGACAGUGGGACGCCUGGAGGGGAACGUUGGAGGAGGAGAAGAACCAAGCUGAGCGGCGGAGCAGGGACGUCCAGAGGCUGCUCGACACUGAGAAACAGAACAGGCUUCGUUCAGAGCAGCGCAGCUCUGAGUCUCGCCAAGCUGUGGAACAAGCAGUUAAGGAGCACAAGGCUGAGAUCCUGGCCCUGCAGCAGGCCCUCCAAGACCAGAAACUCAAAGCUGAGAGCCUCGCAGACACUUUGAAUGAUCUGGAGAAGAAGCACGCCAUGCUGGAAAUGAACACCCGGAGUCUGCAGCAGAAACUGGAGAGUGAAAGGGACGUGAAGCAGAGACUGCUGGAAGAACAAGAGAAACUGCAGCAGCAGAUGGAUGCCCAGAAGACGCACAUCUUCCGUCUGACCCAGGGGCUGCAGGAUGCUUUGGACCAGACCGAUUUGCUCAAAACUGAGAGGACAGACCUGGAGUACCAGCUGGAGAACAUCCAGCUCCACCUGCAGGCUGUGUACUCUCAUGAGAAGGUGAAAAUGGAGGGAACCAUCACCCAGCAGACCAAGCUUAUAGACUUCCUGCAGGCUCAGGCCCAUGGCGGCUCCAAGAAAAAAAAGGGUCUGUUUGGGCGUCGUCGGGAGGACCUGCUGGCUGCCAUGGCUGCUCAGAGUCAGAGUCAGGGCCAGGGUUCCCCCGUUCCCCCCAUCCAGCCCGUGCCUCUGCAGUACAGUGACAUGAAGGCAGCUCUGGAUAAAGAGCGUGGUCGCAGCUCUGAGCUGGAAGAUGCUCUACAAAAAAUGAGAGCAGAGCUGCGAUCUUUGAGGGAGGAAGCUCUCCAGUGUAAGGAUCAUGGCAACCCUGGGAACCCGGCACGACAACAGAUGAUCAUGUCUGCCAUGGCGAAGUCACCUGAGCACCAGCAGGGCCCGCCGUGCCUGGCACCCUCCAACUCCGGGCGCAGGAAGGAGACGCCAACGCCUGAGGAGAGAAGGAGGGUCACUUUUGAAAAGUACAGCCGUCGCUUGAAGGACAGUCAGAGAGACCGGGAGAGGGAGCGAGAGAGGGUGAUGCACCACAACACCCCUCACCGCUUCACAGUGGGACUCAACAUGAGAGCUGCCAAAUGUACCGUGUGCCUGGAUACCGUUCACUUUGGUCGCCAAGCAGCUACCUGUCUGGAAUGUCACGCUUUGUGCCACCCAAAGUGCUCCCCCUGCCUCCCGGCGACGUGCGGCAUGUCCAGCGACUGCUCCCUGCAUCUCUCCGAGGGUCAGUGUCGGGACAAGGGGAGUUCUCCAGGUCAGCAGCUCAAGGAGGCCAGUGGACACAUGCACCUGGAGGGCUGGAUGAAGCUGCCCAGGAAUGGAAAGCGAGGCCAAGGCUGGGAAAGAAAAUACUUGGUUCUGGAUGGGAGUAAAGUGUCCAUCUUUGACAUCGAGCCCAGAGAAGACUCAGUGAAGCCGCUGGAGGAGUUUGACCUGUGUCUCUCGGACGGAGAGGUGGUGGUUCACGGAGCAGUAGGGGCGUCCGAGCUGCCGAACACGGCCAAAUCAGAUGUUCCCUACGUCUUGAAACUAGAGUCCCGUUGUCACACUCCUUGCUGGCCUGGGCAGUCAAUGUUCUUCAUGGCCCCCAGUUUCCCAGACAAGCAGCGCUGGGUGGCCGUGAUGGACUCUGUCGUGGCCGCGGGUCGGGCCGCCCGGGAGAAGGCGGAGGCUGAUGCAGCUGCUGUGUCCAAAAGACAAAUGGUUCUGUCUCCUCUGGUCCAGAAGCUGCUUGGGAACUCUCUGCUGAAGCUGGAGGGAGACGACAGGCUGGACAUUAACUGCACCCUUCCUCUCACAGAUCAGAUUGUUCUGGUGGGAUCUGAGGAGGGUCUGUACGCUCUGAACGUGAUCAAGAACUCCCUGGCCCACGUCCCCGGCCUGGGAUCAGUCUUUCAGAUCCAGAUCAUCAAAGAGCUGGAGAAACUGCUGAUGAUUGUUGGGGACGAGAGAGCCUUGUGCCUGGUGGAGAUUAAGAGAGUGAAGCAGUCUCUGGCCCAGUCCCACCUGCCCAGCCAGUCUGAGCUGGCUCCCCACAUCUUUGAGACGGUUAAAGGCUGCCAUCUGUUUGCCGCUGGAAGAGUAGACAACGGCUCUUGUAUAUGCGCUGCGAUGCCAAACAAAAUCACCAUUCUGCGAUACAAUGACAGUCUUAGCAAAUACUGCAUUCGUAAGGAAAUAGAAACCCUGGAGCCGUGCAGCUGCAUCCAUCUGACCAGCUACAGCAUCAUCAUCGGCUCCAACAAGUUCUACGAGAUUGAAAUGAAGCAGUAUGUGCUCGAGGAGUUCUUGGACAAGAACGACGUGUCGCUGGCCUCGGCUGUGUUCGCGGCCUCCUCUCACAGUUUCCCCAUCGCCAUCAUGCAGGUGGCCAGCAGCAUGCAGAAGGAGGAAUACCUCCUCUGUUUUCAUGAGUUUGGCGUAUUUGUUGACUCUUAUGGACGAAGAAGCCGCUCAGAGGAAGUCAAGUGGAGCCGUCUGCCUUUAUCUUUCGCCUACAGGGAGCCCUACCUGUUUGUCACCUACUUCAACUCCCUGGACGUCAUCGAAGUUCAAGGACACGCAUCUCUGGGCCCCACAGUUCUGGCCCACCUGGACAUCCCGAACCCUCGCUACCUGGGCCCGGCCAUCUCUUCCGGGGCCAUUUACCUGGCCUCGUCCUACCAGAACAAACUACGGGUCAUCUGCUGCAAGGGAAGCCUGAUCAGAGAGUCUGGAGAGCUGCAGAGGACCGGCUCCAGCCGAGGUAGUCCCAGUAAGCCGGAGGCCAGAGGGCCUCCCACCUACACGGAGCACAUCUCCAAGCGCCUGUCGUCGGGCCCUGGCAGCCACGACGGCUUACAUCGGGAGCCGAGCACCCCGCAUCGUUACCGGGAGGGUCGCACCGAGUUCAGGAGAGACAAGUCUCCCGCCCGGCCGCUGGACAGGGAGAAGUCGCCCGGCAGGGUGCUGGACAGUCGCAGGGAGAGGUCUCCUGGGAGGUUCGGAGACAGCACCCGACUGCAUGCUGGGUCUGUCCGAACACAGCUGGCCCCUGUUAACAAGGUGUGGGAUCAGUCAUCAGUGUGAACCCUCGCCGCCGCUCUUGGCCGGAGUCCGACCAGAACACGUGGGAGACCCUUAAUCCUCUGAGUGCAAGCACACCAACACACCGCUAAGGCUGACCGUCUGUCCCUGCGCCUGUACAUAGUGCAACACAAACCUGCAAUGGGAGACGUCUCCUGUGACAAUCCUCUUUCCUGACAUGUGCUUUCGUGGGCGUGAUCCCGCAGGGGAGUCGGCGGGCAGGGAACUGGCGCUGACCCACAGAUCCAGAGAAUCUACUUUAUAAGAAACACUUCUAGUUGUACAUAUAGCUGUCUGGGUUUUUAUAGAAAAAGGGAAGGGUCGGCCGGUGAAGCCACGUCUAUUUUUUUUAAAGAGUUUCUAAAGAUGUUGCGAGGAGAUUACUGACGUCGUUGGUUAAGAAAUACAAAAACAAACAUUCUUAGAGGCCCAAGUUCAGCUUUAGGUAUUUUCUCUGAUUAGAGAAGUCAUACCAGGUUUUAAAUACUCACAUAUUUCAGGAAGAGAGAGCAGUCUGGGGGGUUGGGGGCAAUACUUUGCACAAGAGAUUGGAUUUGAACAGGAGUCAAAGACCUCUGGAUUAAAUAGCCUUUGGUAUAUAAAUGCAUAUAUGCUUUAUUGACUGUUGUCGUCUGGCAAUACUUUGUAGAACUUCAAGUAAGCAAUGUUUAGCUCCAAGUGUUCCUUGUGUUGUUUUUGGCAAGCCUCAGAAAAAGAGCCCCGCCGCUCUGCGUCCGGCGCCGGCCCCGCGCGGUGCAGUCAGGUUGACACCGCCUCGGCCAAGCGUCGUGCACGCGUCCUGUGUCUGUGCAGUGAUGUGAAGUGUGCGUCAGGGGUCGUCACCUCCUAGUAUCGUUUCUUUGGGACGGCUGAAACCACCUCAACUUGCCGACAUCAGUGAGCAUGACUUACUUACAGCAGUACUCGUCGCUUCUUUGAAUCUUGAUUCUCUUAGUUCUACUUUUCUGUCAUGUAUUCACUUAAUUCUGCAUUCAAUAAGUAGACAUUGAUGUUAGACAGUAACUUAAGACUUCCUGGAUUUUUAGAGAUGUAU
This is a messenger RNA of Cololabis saira (Pacific saury), 6225 nucleotides long. RefSeq names its product citron Rho-interacting kinase. NCBI's taxonomy places the organism in Eukaryota, Metazoa, Chordata, Actinopteri, Beloniformes, Belonidae. The transcript is spliced from 41 exons. Gene Ontology annotation, molecular function: protein serine/threonine kinase activity. The record is from RefSeq and is a predicted model, not a curated record. Bases 216 to 5174 code for a protein of 1652 amino acids. Gene Ontology annotation, cellular component: cytoskeleton; cytoplasm. Gene Ontology annotation, biological process: peptidyl-threonine phosphorylation; actomyosin structure organization.